AUGCCACUUCUCUCCUGGCUCUCACCUUUCAUCAGUAAGCCUGAUGCCAGGGAUAGCAAGCGUGUUCAAACGACGACCAGCCUAGAUCCGAAGCCCAUUGAGGAUAUGGACUUUGAUACCCUCGCAGACAAGGUGGAAGCUUUACGAGCUCAGCUCGAAUAUGCCAAUGAACUUUGUGCGCAAGCAAACCUUCAAUUUGACAAAUAUCGCAUAGAAUUAUACGAGCUCCGCAGCUCGCUGGAUUUUGAGCGGGCAAGAGGCGACGAAGCGCGGCGCUUGCUGGUGGAGGAGCAAGAAAAGCGCGUAGCCCUUCAGGCACAAGCGAAGAGCCUGCAAACCAGCCUGAGAAACGAGUCUGUCCUUGCUGGUCAACUGCAGGCAAGACUCAAUACUGAGAUGACGUCGUUGAAGGCCAUGACUAAACAUGCACGGAAGCUUGAGGAGAGGUUGGUUGAUAUGCAGUUGGAUCUAGAAUACCUGAGGUGUACCACAAACGCCGAGACAGUCAGGGACCCUUUGGUCACCCUCGCGCAAGAUUCCCCUCUACCAGCGCAGCCAUUUGUUGUCGUGCUAGUGGACGGUGACGCCUACUCUUGGGCUCGCGAUAUCUGCAACCAAGGUAUUGGACAAGGAGGCACUUCAACAACCACUUGUGCCGAUGCUACUGGCCCAGGUGCCAUAGCCGCGACGAGGAUCCGUAACGAAGUCAUCAAGUACAUUCUGAAUCAGAAUGGAACUAUUCCGAUAACAUCCAAGGUUAUCACUCGCGUUUUUAUCAAUUUUGGGGGUGGCGUCAGACAACCCCGGCCUCGAAAGAGCCAUACAGGUGUGGCCGUGGCCGAUUUUGCGGUCCAGUUCACCGAGAAAAUCCCUCUGUUCGAUUUCUUCGAUGCAGGAAGGGGGAAAGAAAGGGCAGAUGACAAAAUCAGAGAAAACUUCCACCUCUAUCUCUCGACGCCGAACUGUCACGCAAUAUUUGUCGCUGCCUGCCUUGACAAUGGAUUUGCCCGGAUGCUUGAACAGUAUAGUGAUCAUCCGGUCGCCCGCCAAAAGAUCGUCUUAGUCUCGCCUGGCUACGUCGCAAACGAGAUACAGAAAUUGGCCCUGAAAGUGGUUGAGUGGCCCAGCGUCUUUGCAGUACGGUCCAUGCCAGCCAGUGCAGUUGUCAAGCACAAGAAAGGAACGCAGAAACUGCAAAGCCAGAAAGCCCGCAUGCAGCGCAGUGUGUCUACACCAUCAAUAUUUUCCGAUGAGACGCGGUCGAGGCUCACGUCGAGAUUGUUGGACUUGGUCCCUGUGUGGAGUCCUAACGUGGGAAUGAGUAAAGCCUCGAAUAGUGUUGGCUUGAGGGUGCAGCAAGUGACAGGGGCUGGUUUCGUUGAGCAUCUCGACCUCGCACAGAUGGCUGGAGGAGGUGGUGGUAACGACCUCGGCGCCGACCCCGUCCCCUUUGCGGCUCGAGCGUUCUGGAUGCGGCGGGCGGUCGCAGCCCUAGCAGACAUCAACGACGGCAGUCCCUGUCCGUUUGCGGCCUUUGGCUCUGUCAUCGUGAACCACACUGCGUCCGAGAAGGGCUCGGGUGGUGCGGGAGCCGGCGAGAUCGACCACCUGGGCGAGGAGGUGUGUAUUGGCGCGAAUUCGCUCGUGAGGGACGGGAACCCGACGUUGCAUGUUGCUAACAAAGCACGCACACCGAAAGGCGAGAUCGCGGCCAUCAACAACUGCAGCCGGAUCCUGACCGACCCGGAUGGCCCGUACAAGCUCUCGGGACCCGACGCCAUCAAAGCACUGGGUGAUUUGAGCCUGUAUACCACGGCGGAGGCAUGUCCCAUGUGCUCGUCCGCAAUCCUCUACGGCGGGUUCCGCGAAUACAUCUUCUCCACGUCGAUCCCGACGCUGCGCUCGCACGGUUGGCCCCAGAUCAUCAUCCGGUCGAGGGAGAUCUUCUCCCGCAGCGUCGGCAGGCUGGCGGCGCACCGCACGCGCAUUAUCGGGGAUGUGCUGGCGAACGAGACAGAGGCGCUGUUCAAGUGGCAGUACAAGGAUGGGCCUUGUCCCGGGGGAUGUGAGAAGGACGGCGUGGGCGGUGGAUGUGUGAAAUCAACGAAUGUGAAUGAUGAUGGCACGGGAAAAGAUGAAUUGUAA
Fonsecaea nubica is the source of this 2145-nucleotide messenger RNA. RefSeq lists its product as hypothetical. The transcript is spliced from 6 exons. The coding region runs from base 1 to 2145 and encodes 714 amino acids. The record is from RefSeq and is a predicted model, not a curated record. Lineage: Eukaryota; Fungi; Ascomycota; Eurotiomycetes; Chaetothyriales; Herpotrichiellaceae. Gene Ontology annotation, molecular function: catalytic activity.